Phycomyces blakesleeanus NRRL 1555(-) is the source of this 906-nucleotide messenger RNA. RefSeq lists its product as hypothetical. The record is from RefSeq and is a predicted model, not a curated record. The coding region runs from base 1 to 906 and encodes 301 amino acids. The transcript is spliced from 8 exons. Gene Ontology annotation, biological process: spindle assembly. Gene Ontology annotation, cellular component: HAUS complex; cytosol. Lineage: Eukaryota; Fungi; Mucoromycota; Mucoromycetes; Mucorales; Phycomycetaceae.
AUGAGUAGGCGAGAAUCAAACGAUAGUUUUACUGAAUCACACAGCACAAGCUCUCACAAAAGCUACAACAUAGAAGAAUGGAAACAAAUAGACACCUGGCUACGACAUCUCUAUCCUCAUCGCAUACCUCUAUUCGAUCGUACUCCCGAGACAUUCAACGCACUUUUAAAAUUGCAAAAACAAAACGAAUCUGCAGACAACAUUGUUCAUGUCUUGUUGAAUGCACAACGAGAAAUUCAAAAAGAUAAUAGAAUAAGAUUUCAAAAUGAACGACAAAUCUUGAAUGAUUUGGAGUUGUUUAUUAACAAGACAUCACUUUCUCGCAGUUACUCUGCCUUGACAACACUUUCUUCACUGGCAACAAUAUUGGGUGUAGAUAAAUGUCAUCUAAGCAGUUUUCAAACUGCCUUUGCAAAUCUCACAAUUGAAUCAAUGGAAUCAGAAAUCGAAGAACAGCUGUUAGAAGAAUCAGAAUAUGCUCUCAGAGAACGUAUAGCAAAACUAAAGACUAAAAAAGAGCAUUUACAAAAUACUCUGGAGUUUAUGCGUGAAGCAAAACAAGAAACCGAAGAUGAAUUAAAAGAAACCUGGAAAAGUACCAACAUGGAGAAAAAGAAGGAGAUUAAACAGCAGCUGGAUCUACUCAAACAAAAACAAAAAGAGUAUGAUGAUACAAAGGUAGAGCAGCAUGGAUUACGACUGAAUGCCAUGAAAAGACUGGUUCAUGACACAAGCGUUAUUCGAUCCGAGCUGGCGGAUAGACAAGAAUAUCUGGAAAGAUAUAAGGAUCUUCCACCUGAUAUGGUGAUGGCUUCAUUCAAAACCCAGGAAGCAGAGGAGCGAUUGUAUGAAUUGAGACAGGAACGAGAACGCCUCUUGGCUGAUAUUGCAGACAGUGUUCAAUAA